Molecule: messenger RNA, 1533 nt
Organism: Aspergillus tanneri
Lineage: Eukaryota; Fungi; Ascomycota; Eurotiomycetes; Eurotiales; Aspergillaceae
Product: arylsulfotransferase family protein
Exons: 2
Coding region: 1-1533 (510 amino acids)
Source: RefSeq, a predicted model, not a curated record
AUGAGACGAUCUAUUCUGAGCCACUUUCCUCAGGCGCUGGCCAUCUUUGCGGGCUCCCUCAGUGUCACCACAGCGCAAUCUUCCGAUGCUGCACUGUGGCCGCUGCAGAAGUACAAGAGCUCGUCGAUUCAGACGCCGUUCAUGAAUGUCACCAAGAUGGGCCAAACGGAGCCUGGGUUCCUGUUCUUUACACCGCAGGACAUUAUUCGAGGAGACGGACAUCCCGUCAUUUAUUCAGACGAUGGUCAGUUGGUGUGGCAGGGCGCCAAUGGGAACUACUCGGCGCUCCAGCCGCAGAUGCUAGAAGGUGAGCCUGUGAUUUCAUAUUGGACAGGGUACGCCGGUAUAGGCUUCGGAUUCGGGUACAUCAGUAUCCUGAACAGCUCAUACGACGAAAUCCACCGCGUCACGCUGGACUGCAAGACCGAAAACUUUGUCACAGUCUUCGACCCAAUGACCUUUAACUCGUGCAUCGAUAUCCACGAGAGCCAGUUCACCGACAACGGCACCAUCCUGAUCACUGCAGUCAACGUGACGCAGGCCGAUCUCAGCGCUGUGGGCGGCCCCAAGAAUGGCUGGAUCCAGGAUGGGCUGAUCUACGAGAUCGACAUCAAAACAAAUGAAAUCCUCUUCCGCUGGAGUGCGCACGAGCACAUCGACCAGGUUCCUUUGAGCGAUGUGCGCGUUCCACUUGAGGGUAGCGGUGUCAACAAGACGGAUCCGUACGGAUAUUCUCAUCUCAAUUCUAUCCACAAAUACGGUGAUAAUUACCUGCUGUCCUCCCGGUACAUGUGCAGUGUCUUCUUCAUUGCUCCUAACGGCACUGUCAUCUGGCAUCUUCAUGGCCGAACUGGUGGUGAUUUCACACUGGGCCUAGGCACCAGCUUCUGCUACCAGCACGACGUCCGUUUCGAGUCCCAAACCUCGGAGCGCGUGACACUGAGCAUGCACAAUAACGACAAUACCGACUUUACUGGCCACGCAGCACUCACGACAGGCAUGGUGCUAGACGUCGAGCUACAGGGCUCGAAACAAGUGACACUGAAGAGCCGGAUGUGGGAUGCCGACGAGCCCGUGUACGCUGAAUCCCAGGGUAGCUAUCAGGUCCUGAACAACAGACAUGUUUUGCAGGACCAUGGCGCCACGCCCAAGUUUGAGGAGUACGACGAGGACGGCACAAUCGUCAUGCGUGCUCACUUCGGCUACGAUAAUACAAUGCAGACUUAUCGCACCUACAGAUACCCCUGGGUUGGGCGCCCAGCUACCAAGCCGGAUGUCUUGGCGUGUCCAUCUAGUGAGAGCACGAAGACUGCUGUGUACGUGAGCUGGAAUGGCGCGACAGACGUACAGUCGUGGAAGGUAUACUCUGGCUCUAAUAUUGAGCAAUCUGCAGUGCGGAAUGGGUUCGAGACUACUAUGUUAGUGGAUGGACUUUCUGGUAGCGACUCCUUGGUUGUCGAGGCAGUGGGUGGUGUUGGUGAUGGGGUGAGAUCCGAGCCUGUCACUGCUGGCCAGGGAUGCUUAAAGACUUAG